Aspergillus ibericus CBS 121593 is the source of this 660-nucleotide messenger RNA. RefSeq lists its product as uncharacterized. The coding region runs from base 1 to 660 and encodes 219 amino acids. The record is from RefSeq and is a predicted model, not a curated record. Lineage: Eukaryota; Fungi; Ascomycota; Eurotiomycetes; Eurotiales; Aspergillaceae. The transcript is spliced from 2 exons.
AUGUCCAACUCCACCACCACCACCACCGAAACAGACACCCCAAGUAACAUCCCCCCCUACACCCCCAUGACCUCCCUAGGCCACGAACUCGGCGUCCUCUUCGGUUUCCUCACGGCUUGUUUCGUGGUGAUGGCUGUGUAUGUGUACUUCUGGCGCGCCGCCGAAACCCGCGAAGAACACGCCCAGUCCCUCCGCCGCGAAAUGCUCCUAAACCGGGGCAUUCAUCACGGACGAGGCGGGAUUCAUGAGAAAAUGAUGAAUCAGUUUUCCACUACUGCGACUGCCACCGCAUCUUCAUCUCAUAAUCCGUAUAUUCAACAACAGCCCCUGCCCGGAAACGAAAUCGGGGUUGCAGUGACGACGGGUAUGGGGACGGCGAUGGAAAUCGGGUCGCCUAGUUUGGGGCCGGCCAGGAUGAUUAAUAUUCAUAGUCGGAGGGGAGGGAAAGGUCCUGAGGGGGGUGUUGGGGUGGGGGGGAGUGGAGUGGGGAGGGGGAAUGAUGGGGGUGGUAUGGGGAUGGAGAUGGAUGCCGAUGUGGAUGCGGAGGUGGGGGUCGAGAUGGAUGUGUUGGGAUUUUUGCAGCAUGGGCAUGGGAGGGGUCAUGGAGGUGCUCAUGGUCAUGGUCAUGGUCGUAGCCAGCAGGGGUUUGCUCAGGGGUAG